UCGAACAAAAAUUCGAUCAUCAUUCGGCGUUAAUCAGCGAAGCAGUAAAGACGUGUGCAGUGGUCAGUACAGCAUUUGAAAAAAAGUACAAGUUAAUUUUUAAAUAAAUAUUUUAGAGUACUCCAACUAAUAUUGUGUGUGCUUAACUAAGAGAAAAUCAUUUUUACAAAGAAAACAACAAAGUUCUUUUUUUAAAAGUGUGACUGCAAUUGUGUUUUAUUUGUGAAUUAAACAAUAAAAUACAAUUUUCUAACGUUCUCUUUAUACAUUUUUUAAACGAGUUUUAACAAAUAAAUCCAAACAAAAUGGCCGAUGUUGCUGUAGAAAACAAAGAAACUCCCGUUGUUGAGAAAGUCGCCGAGGAGGUUGAUGCUGGCAAAAAAGAAGUUGCUGCUGAAACUCCCGCUACUGAAGAAGCAACCACCACAGAAAAUGGUGAGGCUUCAGCUGCUGAAGAGAAAAAGCCCAGCGAAGAAGCCGCCAAGGAGAACGGAGACAGUGAAGCUGCUGCAGCUGAAAAAACCGAAACAGAUGGUGCUGCUGCCGAAGCUGAAACUCCUGCUGCCACCGAAGCUGCUGCUGAAGAAUCUGCGCCAGCCACAACUGAAGAAAAUGGUGUAGAAGAACCUGCUGCUGCUACUGAAGCUAACGGUGAUUCUACAGAUUCUGCCCCCGCUGAGGCCGUUAAGAGGAAAGUCACCGAAGGUGAAGCUAAAACAGACGAUGCCGCUGAAGUGACACCUGAAAAGAAGGCCAAAUUGGAAGAGACCUCAAAAGAAGAAGUCCAAAACGGUGCGGAGGCAUCUGAAGUAGCGGCUUAAUCUCUUAAUUAAACACACACAACAACCUACCCUCUACUAUAUAUAAUAUAUAUUAAAAAAAUAACACACAAAAACAAACAAACAAAAACUAAUUCUAAUAAUUUACUUACAUUAACAUUAUAAAAAAAUUAAAAACUUAAAAAAUCCUACAAAAAAAUUACAAAAAGCAAAGAAAACCUGUAAACUACCUACUACAAAAAAGAGAAAAACAACAAACCGAAACAACAACAUCAAACCAACAAUCAAUCAACAUUAUUUAAAAAGAAAAAAACAAAUGAUGUGAUCGCCGGCGAUAUAUAAUAUAUGAUUUAUUGACGCAAGAGCAGCACAGCAUCCAAAUACAUAAUUUCAAAUUUCCAAAUUUCAUUUUGAUUAUAAGGUUUUUUAUGUAUAAACAAAAACAAAUUUUUUUUUAAAACUAAAAUGUACUUUGUCAUAUUUUCAUGAUAAAUGUGCAUGUGUAUUAAAAAAAAAAAACGAAAAAAAGAAGAAAAUCCUAUACAUAAUCCUAAGAUAUUAAAGAAAUAACAAUACAAUCUCCUCUUGUAGAGACAGAAGUUGUAAAAAUAUUUUGAAAGAAAAGAACUUUUUUAAAAAAUUUAUUCAUUUUACACUUUUGUCGUCAUAUCUCAAUUUUUUUAUAUAUACAUACAUUUUAAAUUAUACUUGUGUAUUCACUUCGAAUUUCUUAUUAAUUCCUGUGCCAGAAACCUAAAAUCUAACAUCUGUUUUCCUUGUGAGUGCUUAGCAUUUUUUCGCCAGGAAAUGUGAUGGGGGUUUUAGUGUUGAGGCAUGUUAUUUUUAAGAAUUACUUUUAGUUAUUUUAAAAAAUGUCUUUCCAAACAAGACCUUUUUAAAAUAUAGUUGACUUUCAGAUUUCUUUGUACUAUUUUUUUUUUAAAUAAAUAUAAAAAACACAUCAUCA
Lucilia sericata (common green bottle fly) is the source of this 1746-nucleotide messenger RNA. It is a transcript of the gene Df31, whose product is annotated as cytochrome c1. Bases 306 to 821 code for a protein of 171 amino acids. NCBI's taxonomy places the organism in Eukaryota, Metazoa, Arthropoda, Insecta, Diptera, Calliphoridae. The record is from RefSeq and is a predicted model, not a curated record. The transcript is spliced from 3 exons.